AAAGUGAGCGGGGAGGGAGAGGGAGAGAGUGAAAGGGUGAGAUAAGCAGAGAGAGCAGCAUCUCUUCAGCGCAUUCAGUUUGCAGUAGCUCAGGAAGCUGGAAGGCAGAGUAGACGUGGCGGAGAACACCAUCACCUUACCGAAGGGGGCGACACCAAACCACACCUCUCUCUCUCUCUCUCUCUCUCUCUCUCUCUCUCUCUCUCUCACACACACACAGACACACACUCUCAUACGUCACUCAUGCGUUCGUGAGGAGGAGUAAGGCACAGGAGGAGGACUACCAAUACACGCGCGCAGUUUUUGCUGGCUGUGCUGUGCUUUGGAGAGCUGUCUCUUGAAGACUGGACCAGAGCUUAAUCCAUCGCUUCAUCCAUCCUUUCCUUCCUCCCUGUACUCCAUUCCUUCAACAGAGAAGCAGCUCUCUUAUCAAAUACCUUUGCUGAUUGGCUCUCUGUCAUUCAUCUAACCUCUGAUCUGUGUGUUUCUCUCUUUUGGGACAAUUUCCGGCUUUCUCUCCCUUCAGCCAAGAAACCAAGAGACCAUCUUAAACAGCAACUAAUUAUCCAACCUUUUUGACCGCAACCAUGAACUUCCUCCGCCGCCGCCUUUCUGACAGCAGCUUCAUGUCCAACCUGCCCAACGGAUACAUGUCAGACCUCCAGAGGCCUGACCCUCCUGCUCCUCCUCCACCUACUGCCUCCUCCCCUUCCCAGCAAGGUGAAGCCCCAGCAAAUGCUCCUGCCCAGUCCCCGACUGUAGCUCCAGCAGCAUCCCAGGUGCCAGCCAGCUCCCCCGCAACCCAGGAGCGGCGUCUGAGCCAGCAGGUUCAGCAGUCUCCACAGGCCCAGUCCUCCUCUUCUGGCGGGUCCUCUGGCUUCUUUAGCUCCUUCAGCUCCAUUACCAACGCUGUCAAACAGACGGCCGCAACCGCUGCCGGGUUUGUGGAGCAGUCGGCUCCUUCCCCUUCCCUCUCCAAGAAGUUCAAGAUCCUGUUGGUCAUUGAUGAGCCUCAGCAUGAGUGGGCCAAAGUGUUUCGGGGGAAGAAAGUCCUUGGGGACUACGACAUCAAAGUGGAGCAGGCUGAGUUCUCAGAGGUCAACCUGGUCUCCCAUUCAAAUGGCACCUGUAACGUGGACAUGCAGGUCAUUAGGAGCGGGACCAAAGUGGUCAGGUCUUUCAGGCCGGACUUUGUCUUGGUUCGCCAGCACGCCUUCAGCAUGGCCCAGAAUGAGGACUUCAGGAACCUGAUCAUCGGUCUGCAGUACGCAGGAGUCCCCUCAGUCAACUCUUUGGACACCAUCUACAACCUCAGCGACAAACCGUGGGCUUUCUCCCAGCUGAUCACUAAUCAGAAGAGGCUGGGCUCAGAUAAGUUUCCACUCAUUGAUCAGACUUUCUACCCCAACUACAAAGACAUGAUCACUACACCAAGUUUCCCAGUGGUGGUGAAGAUUGGACACGCCCACUCUGGAAUGGGGAAGGUCAAAGUGGACAAUGUGAGUGACUUCCAGGAUAUUGCCAGUGUGGUGGCCAUCACUCAGACCUACUGCACUACAGAGCCAUUUGUAGACGCCAAGUAUGACAUACGGGUCCAGAAAAUCGGUGCAGACUACAAAGCAUACAUGCGGACUUCUAUCUCUGGUAAUUGGAAGAGCAACACCGGAUCUGCCAUGUUGGAACAAGUAGCCAUGACUGACAAGUAUAAGCUGUGGGUUGAUGCCUGCUCCGAGAUCUUUGGAGGGCUGGAUAUUUGUGCCGUCAAAGCCAUCUGUGGAAAAGAUGGUAAUGACUACAUAACUGAGGUUGUGGGUUCAUCUAUGCAGUUGAUUGGUGAUCACCAGGCAGAGGAUCGCCAGCUCAUCUCAGAUGUGGUGCUGUCCAAGAUGAGCCAGGCACUGUCUGCCCGGUCAUCCAGUAUUUCCCGUUCACCUGCUCGCUCCCCUCAAGGCCAGAAGGCUACUACUGUACAGCCCCAACAGAGUGCUGCCCUGAAGGAAGGAGUUCCAGAUCCAAACAGGACCUCAGGCCAGCGUCCUCAACCUCAAGGUGCACCAAUGAAGUCACAGAGUGUGGAACAAUCAUCAGAGUCAGCUAAGAGAGCAUCUGACCCAAUACCAAAGCCUGGCCAGGCCCAAAAACCUAGUCCAGGUCCAGCUCAGAAAUCAGCUCAGGCUCAAAAGCCAAGCCAAGUCCAGAGGGCAGGUUCAGUAACAAAGCCUCCAGUGCCAAGGCCUCCUCCUCCAAUGACAAGAGCCCCAUCUGUUACAAAGCCAGCCUCAGGGCCUGCUUCCACCCCAGCCAAAGCUUCACCUACUUCCCCUGCUAAAACAGCAGCAGCCACAGCAGCUCCAGGCUCUCCCCCAACAAAAGCAGCAGCAGCAGCAGUAGCCCCAACUCCAAGCCCCCCUGCAGCCUCGGCCCCGGCUCCAGUCCCAGCCUCAGCUCCCACCACAGAGCAGCCCAAGCCCCAACCUCAGGGCUCCCCGUCCCCAGCUCCUGGCAAACCAAAAGAGCUGCCCCCAAAACCCACACCACCUGCAAAGCCCAUCCCUCCUGUUCGCAGGAAUUCAAAGCCGCAGCUUCAGCCAAAGCCACAAACCCCGCCUCCUCCCAAAGCUUUACCUAAACCCCAGUCUACUGUCCAAGCCCCAGCACCCAUGCAGGCCUCAGAUACUGCCUCAGCCCCUGCUCCAACACAGGUUCAGUCCCCAGCCAAAGCAAGCCAGCCCCCGCCAAAUGUCCAGUCUCCAGCUAAACCUCAGCCCCAGGCUAAGCCACCCUCUCCUUCCCAAAACCCGGAGCCCGUCCAGGCUGAGGCAGCCGAAGCCUCCGAAGAGGCUGAGGCUUCUGGGGAAGAACAACCAGAUUCCCAGCAAAAAACCCAUCCUCUGCUGAAUAAGUCCCAGUCCCUGACCAAUGCCUUCAACGCCUUCAGCGACUCUUCUUUCUUCCGUGGGGUCUCUAGCUCUGGAGGAGAAGUCCAAGAAGAAGCGAAGGCGGAGACCAUUCGCAACCUCCGAAAGUCCUUUGCCAGCCUUUUCUCUGACUAGACACAGCCGAACCGUAGUUAGCCGCUUAAUGAUUCUGGCCACCCCUUUUACUAUUGGCCAGUGAUGACUUGACAUUAAAUGUGAACCAGUCUGAGAUUAAACUUUGUGUGUUAACUGUACUGUAUUCCCUCCGUCCCUUUCAGCUUCUCUGAGUGAGUAACAGUGAGGCAUGCUGGGUAGGAUGUUAAGUGAAUGAUGCUGUGCCAGAGUAAUUAGACUGAAGGAGUUACGUCAUUGAUAAAGACUGGAACAGAAUAGAAUAACAAAAAAGUUUAUUUUUCCCAGAGCACACUUUAAGGAACACUUUCCAAAAUACGAUAAAGUUUAAUAUUUAUGACUUUAGAUGGAAUGUACAUACAGUAUAUAAAUAUAGAUAUAUAUAUGUAUACACACAGUAUAUAAACAGAUACAUCUAGAACUAUACAGGGAGAUAAGCCAAUAAGACGAAGAAAAAAAAAUCCAGGAGCACUUUUGAUUAACUUUUGUCAGUGACAUAACUCUUUCAUUCAGUGGCUAUAUUCAGACACAUUUAAAAAAAAAAAAAAAUAGUUAGAUAAUGACAUUUGAUGGAUUCUCACCAAUGGAUUCAUUUUGGUGAAAUGUUUUGAGUGGUGAAAAAUGACUUCUCUUAAUUGGUUGUUUCUGUGUUAAUCCAGCCUUUGUGUCUCUGGUCCUUGGCUACAAACUACUGGGUUUGUAUUUGCUGCCCCCACUUUUUUUUUUUGUCUACAAGCCUUGAAGACCAAUGUUGUGUGAGGGAGUUUGAAAUAUGUGUGUGUUGUUCAUCUGUGUUUAAUCGUUACGCAUGGCUCCUCCCAAGUGGCUCGGUUUGACUUUUGGAGCAAACGGAAGCUCUAUCAGUGUUGAGUUUUCCCUCCGUUGCCUAACUCUCUCUCUCUCUCUCUCUCUCUUUCUCUCUCUCUCUCUCUCUCUCUAGAUGUUGUAGCCUUAUUGUGAACAUGUUUUCAAUUUGCAGCUACGUUUGUUAGCUGUUCAGACUUGGGUCAAUUACAAAGUGGAAUUCAUUCAUUUACCUCAAGUGUUUAAAUGGGAACAGCACUAUGGGGGACAAGAUUGAAUGCAGCUGUUAUAUAUUAGAAGCAUUGGGAUUGGGCGCAAUGUGCGACGCCGAAUAAAUCAAUCCUACAGAGUAAUUGAAUGCAUUUCAAAGAGUAUAAAGACUCAUGUCUGUAGCUGUGACUGGUGAUCUUUUGUUUCACCUCUGUGUAGAUCUAUCAACAGUAUUGUAAUUUGUUGGUUAUUCUCAUGAAAAGACAUUGAGACAGUAGUGCAAUAACACCUCGACGUGACUGUUGAGCGCUGUCACCCUAUGAAUAUAAAUAUGAUCAUACAUACAGGAUCUGUGUAUCUGUUAACUACCUUAUUCUAACAUUCCCUUUAAGGUUCCUUUCAAUGGUGACUUUCAAGGUUGCUUUUAAGUGCAGUAAGAAGCUGGGGUUUCAGAUUAAUACGGCGCAUCAAACGUCUGGUUUAUCUGAAUAUUCCUCUUUGUAUUGUUGGGUGUGAAGUUAAGGAAAACUGGAAUGAACUUUGUCAGUUGACUGGUCAUUUUCCGUUGAGUUGCUGCAUUCAAGUUCAUAAAAGUAAAAUAAAAAAUAAAAAUAAAAAAAGAAUCUCACCAAUUAACAACCGCAUAUCAACCAGUCUGCUUAUCCCUUUUCCAAUACUACGUUGCAAGUGAAUUAUAACAUUGUAUUUGUAUGUAUUUAUGUGUUAUCUCAGGAGUUUAUUUUUUGUAAUAUAUUGAUCGACGGAUUUAUUUUUUUGAGGCUCCAUAUUUAUGGUACAGUGUAUAUUGUUUGUUUUGUAUUGUGUUUGUAACGCAAUACUGCUUUGCAUGAUCUGGUGACCAAUCGUUUUUUUUCUGUACAGAUUAAAGUUAAUAAAGAUGUGGUUCCAUCAUUCCACCGAUCCACUAAGUUUCA
Molecule: messenger RNA, 4999 nt
Organism: Labrus bergylta (ballan wrasse)
Lineage: Eukaryota; Metazoa; Chordata; Actinopteri; Labriformes; Labridae
Gene: syn2b
Product: synapsin IIb
Biological process (GO): neurotransmitter secretion
Cellular component (GO): synaptic vesicle membrane; synaptic vesicle
Molecular function (GO): ATP binding
Source: RefSeq, a predicted model, not a curated record